This is a messenger RNA of Penicillium samsonianum, 1329 nucleotides long. RefSeq names its product urea carboxylase-associated family protein. Lineage: Eukaryota; Fungi; Ascomycota; Eurotiomycetes; Eurotiales; Aspergillaceae. The record is from RefSeq and is a predicted model, not a curated record. Bases 76 to 1008 code for a protein of 310 amino acids. The transcript is spliced from 2 exons.
UAUGAAUCCAAUCUUGCUCUGUGUCAACUAGACCUUUAACACCCAGUCUCUAUACCAACCCGCAAACCGCAUAUAAUGUCUGCACGCCGGCCACCCCCAGCUUACACAGCACCGCCCGAUUCGGGGGUUCAUGCAACUUCGCAGGUGUACCGCUCAAUCUCUGAAACCGCAUCCAGCCCCUCUGCGCGAAUCCCGAAGGAAUCAUUCACUAUCAGACCAUGCUCCGCUCAAGCGUGGGUCGUCCCCGCCGGCCACAUCUGCCGCCUGACCACGCCGAAGGGACCACAGGUGGGCGAUCUGAACAUCUGGAACGCAAAUAACCCCCGAGAACGGAUGUGGGCUGCGCGUACCCGCCAGAUCCACGCCUCCCACGUCUCAGUGGGUGAUCGACUAUGGUCGAACUUACCGUACCUGCGGCCCCUCGUAACAAUCACGGGCGACUCGUUGGGCGGCGGGCAGCUGCAUGACGUGCUUGGACCAGAUGGAAAGCGCAACCCGGAGGUCGUGUUUGGGACUACACAGUUUGGAGGGCGAGUGCAUGACUUGAUGGGUACUCGGUGCGAUCCUUACGUGAACUUGCUCAUGGGUGGAGAGACCUUUGACUUCCACUGUCAUUCGAACCUCACUCGUUCCGUCGUCCCCCAUGGACUGACGGAGCUAGAUGUCCAUGAUGUCUUGAAUGUGUUUCAGGUGACGGGGUUGGAUGAAAAUGGAAAGUACUUCAUGGAGACCUCCCCUGCAAAGGCGGGUGAGUACUUUGAGUUCUUUGCAGAAGUGGAUGUUCUCUGCGCGCUAUCUGCGUGCCCCGGCGGUGAUUUGUCCAAUUGGGGUUGGGAUGAUAAGGAAGGUGGUAUGGGAGCUACUUGUCGUCCGUUGGGUGUGGAGGUAUAUCAACUGGCAGACGACAAGGUCCUAGAGGGGUGGAAGGCUCCAGAAAGCCCCAAGUACAAGGGAAUGCACGGGAUGAAGAUGCCUCCCCGCGAGGAGGAUGGUUACAUUGGACUCUAGGGUAAGAAUAUCAAAUAAAAUUAUAGAGUCGUCUAUUGAAGCGUUGAAUACAUGUAUACAACAUAGACAUAUUGCCCCGCGUUUCCUUAGAUAUGAUGUCAUUGCCUCAUAUUGUUACAUCGACAGCGAUUCCUUUACAGCAUACUUUGUAGGCGGGAUUAAAAUCAUACAGGAAAUUAUACCUUUGUAGAGUCAUUUCAGCAAGGGAUGCAAUGGAAAUCCGGCUUUCAGAGAGUGGGUUUAGCAACUGCCCCAUGUCAUACAGACAUAAGACCAAUAGAUCACGACAUUGUCAAGUAGCACGGGAGUACCCAGGCAUAC